This is a messenger RNA of Coregonus sp. 'balchen', 13177 nucleotides long. The record is from the annotation of a GenBank genome assembly. NCBI's taxonomy places the organism in Eukaryota, Metazoa, Chordata, Actinopteri, Salmoniformes, Salmonidae.
UCAUAUUGAAGAAUCUAUAAAGCUCACCUCAUAGAGAUGCAGUACAUUCUAAUUCUGUGGCUCACCCAAGGUGUUUGUGUUUUUGCAGGGGGAGAAGAAUGCAGGUUUUGACAUGUUGUACCACAACAUGAAGCAUGGCCAGAUUGCUACCAAGGAGCUGGCAGAGUUUGUCCGCGAGAGGUGAGGUGUUGUUUGGGCUGGGAUGUAUAGGAGUGAUGUUUCUUAAUCAGUUUUUCUUUCAACUCAUCCAUCCAUUUGAGACGUUCAUAAAUGUUUUGAAGUUUGCCUUUAAAAAGACUGAUUCCAAUACUGGCUACAGGGCCUUGCUGUUUCCUUUCAGAUCACGUCUUUGAUGGAGCCGCUCCUCUCCACUAACACCUGCCUUCUAAUCCACACAACUGUGCUGUAUUUGAACUCAGACCAGCACACAGGAGUGUUAAGAGACACACACACAUUUGCGCACACACACUCUCACGCAAUACAAGACACAGCCCUCAAGACAAGGAGCUCCCUGUCUUACUAUACAAACGCACGCACGCACGCAGUAGCUGUGUUUUGGCCUGUUAUCUGGGCACUCAUCUCAGGUAACAUGCUCAGUCUGAAUAAUCCUCCUCCUGGAUUGUUUUCCCAGAAGUCGUCUGUAUUUAUUCAGUCUGUUAAUGAGUCAAUUAGCUGGAAUUAGAACACUCAUUGUAGUAUUUAAGCCUGGGCUUUACAGGGCCUUUCUCACAGAGGGGAAUACAACAACCUUCACUGUCAGACUGUCAUAAUCUUGACUUUUAUUCAUAAGAUCCGAACCACUGCACAUUCCCCACAGAAGGGAGGAAAUUCAGUUAUCUACUUGGAGACAACAAAGUGUCAGUCAGGAAAUGAAAUAAGACGUUGUAGGGAAGCUGGCUCUCUCAGCACAGACAGAGUAACCAACCCAUUGAGCUGAUUGAUUCCCCACGCUCAGCUCUUCUCUAUGGGUCUGAGCUCUUUCUCAAUCUGGAUCUUCUAUGUAUCUAAAAUUUGAAUCUAGGAGUGGUUGAUUUAGAAAUGUCAAGUAUUCGAACCCUUUGUAGGCCUAGCUACCCAUCUUCAAGGUGUACUACUUCUCCAAGGGAUUUCUCUGUUGCCGGAGGCCUGUGAAACUGCAGUGAUUUCUCUGUUGCCGGAGGCCUGUGAAACUGCAGUGAUUUCUCUGUUGCCGGAGGCCUGUGAAACUGCAGUGAUUUCUCUGUUGCCGGAGGUCUGUGAAACUGCAGUGAUUUCUCUGUUGCCGGAGGCCUGUGAAACUGCAGUGAUUUCUCUGUUGCCGGAGGCCUGUGAAACUGCAGUGAUUUGUUUUCGGUUUGUUUGUUUUACUUUUCUCUUUCCUCGUCAGGGUGGGAGGAGGGGGUUUUACCGCGGGUGCUACAGAUGGUUAUUAAAGUUGUAUGUUCCUCCUGCAGAAAUGAGGCCAUUUAUUAUUUAAAUUCGGGUUAGGGCAACAUUUACAGAGUACUGAAGCUAAAUCUUUAUUUUCCCUUUGCCUGGUUGUUUAUGCCUUAUGUUUGUGCUUUAUUAUGCUCUGUACAUAAUAAUAUGACAUAUUAUGCUAGUAAGAUAUGCAGUCGUUUUGUGUGAGCCGGAAGGGUAUGAGUGUAGAUUUAUCUGCAGUUGGAUGCAGGAUUUCCAAUGCUGAGACUGCAUAGACCAUCCCUGCCUGGUUUGUUACUGACCAGCCACGGGCUCAUAGGGAAUGACUCGAUCUAUCUGUGGUUCUCAGGGCUGCCAUCGAGGAGACCUACUCCAAGUCCAUGAGCAAACUGUCCAAAAUGGCAAGCAAUGGAAGCCCACUAGGGUGAGUAUAUUAGAAAACUCUUGCCAUCAACAUCUCAGUUUAGAGAGCAGUAUUCUUAUCAUAAUGAAAUCAACUGUUUCAUAUGCUGGCAGGGUGCCUAGAGGAUUUACAGUAGUUUGUCUGUAUGGUUUGAUUCUCUAGGGCAGGGUCUAUGAUUACUAGCAGGUCAGGGAUGUGGUCUACUCCAUCCUCCCAGAUUUCUCUGCCUUCUUCACUUCCUGUGUGUGUUGCUUUGGUUUGUUUGACUCUAGAAAUGCACCAUAAAGAUGAACUUUAAUGUCAUAUUACCUUUCAAACAAAAUGUAUGAAAUUGCGUCUGUUAAUGUAUGUGAUUUAAUAGAUUUUUAAAAACACGAUGUUGGUGUUAGGACCUUAUAAUGUAGGUGACAUAUUGCUCUGUGUCCCUUAGGACGUUUGCUCCUAUGUGGGACGUGUUCCGGGUGUCAUCAGACAAGCUGGCUCUCUGCCACCUGGAGCUGAUGCGUAAGAUGAACGACCUCAUCCGGGACAUCAACAAGUAUGGUGACGAGCAGGUUAAAGUUCACCGCAAGGUAACAUGAUGCCCCACUUCUCACCAUAUGACCCCUCUGUCCCCCCCAUCACUCAUUAUAUUAUAAACUGGGUGGUUCGAGCCCUGAAUGCUGAUUGGCUGAAAGCUGUGGUAUAUCAGACCAUAUACAACGGGUAUGACAAAACAUUUAUUUUUACUGCUCUAAUUAGGUUGGUAACCAGUUUAUAAUAGCAAUAAGGCACCUCGGGGGGUUUGUGGUAUAUUGUCAAUUUUCCACGGCUAAGGGCUGAAUCCAGGCACUCCAUGUUGCGUCGUGGAUAAGAAAAGCCCUUAGCCGUGGUAUAUUGGCCAUAUUCCACACCCCCUCGGGCCUUAUUGCUUAAAUAUAUAAUUACCAUUUAAUAAUAUGUGCAUGGUGUGUUUCUCACAGACCAAGGAGGAGCAGGUGGGGACCCUGGAGGCUGUUCAGGCCGUCCAGGUGCAGAGUGGUCACCUCCAGAAGUUCAGGGAGGGCUACCACGCCAAGUGUAUUGAGCUGGACAGACUGAGGAAAGAGGGAGCUCCCCAGAAAGAACUGGAGAAGGUCUGUCACUAGGCAUCAAUGAACACAUUCCGUAUAAUACAGUAUAGCUGUCUUAACUGUUAUAAGAGCACAGGGUGCCUUAUGUUAAUGAAUGAAUAGUUGCUGAAAGUACACUGAAUAAGAGAAAGUUGAACAAGGUUGUUAUUAUUAUAACAGAUAAUUUGUUCUCAAUGAUGACUCACCAGGAUGAAUAAAGGUUACACUAAUGACUGGAUGAAGUCUAUAAUCUUCCCCUCUCUCUCACUAGGUGGAGAUGAAGUCUAUAAUCUCCCCCUCUCUCUCACUAGGUGGAGAUGAAGUCUAUAAUCUUCCCCUCUCUCUCACUAGGUGGAGAUGAAGUCUAUAAUCUUCCCCUCUCUCUCACUAGGCGGAGAUGAAGUCUAUAAUCUUCCCCUCUCUCUCACUAGGCGGAGAUGAAGUCUAUAAUCUUCCCCUCUCUCUCACUAGGCGGAGAUGAAGCCUAUAAUCUUCCCCUCUCUCUCACUAGGCGGAGAUGAAGUCUAUAAUCUUCCCCUCUCUCUCACUAGGUGGAGAUGAAGUCUAUAAUCUUCCCCUCUCUCUCACUAGGCGGAGAUGAAGUCUAUAAUCUUCCCCUCUCUCUCACUAGGCGGAGAUGAAGUCUAUAAUCUUCCCCUCUCUCUCACUAGGUGGAGAUGAAGUCUAUAAUCUUCCCCUCUCUCUCACUAGGCGGAGAUGAAGUCUAUAAUCUUCCCCUCUCUCUCACUAGGCGGAGAUGAAGUCUAUAAUCUUCCCCUCUCUCUCACUAGGCGGAGAUGAAGUCUAAGAAAGCUGCAGAGUCGUUUGCUGUGUGUAUAGAGAAGUAUAACCGCGUGGGAGGAGACUUUGAGCAGAAGAUGAGCGAAUCAGCCCAGGUCAGUCAGUGCACUGGGCCUGGGGCGGGUUACUUAGACAGACUCCCUGGAGGAACCAGACCUGUUAUAUCACUGUGGCCCAAUCCUGGGGUUCCCUUAAGUUAACAUAAACCUUUUUUGUUCACAAUGAACAUGUCUCCAUGGCAACCUUCACAGUUUCCAAGGAAACCCUCAACAAACCCGAUGAACGGUGCUAUAUUUGGUUAUUAAAUGAUGGCUGGAAUCCUGGUGACCAAUUACCUGUUAAUAGCUACAAUGGGAGAUCUGUCCCUAAUUAUGAGUGAGAAGGAGAGAGCUCAGUGUGUUUUCAUGAAGACAACAGCCCAGAGCAUGACAGGGGGAAAUGACCUGUUCUUUUAAGCUAUUACUCUAGCCCACAUGCAGUGUUGUGAUUAUUACCUGGGAUGGGAGUUAUAUUAUGCUCCCCUGCCUUGGUCUGUACCUGGUUCUAUUCCUGUACAGUUGCCUCUGGUCUUUGUCUUGGGGUUCUUUUGGUUUAUUUCUUACCACUUAGCUCUACUUAAGUAGCAUUUUGUGAUGUUUUAUGGGUAUUUUGAGUAGCAUUUUGUUGUGCUUUGGGGUAGUUUGCUGUAAUUAGGACCCAUCUUGGUGUCUGAACACCGUUGUUGGGUUCUCGUCCUUUGUACAGAAGUUCCAGGACAUUGAGGAGGCCCACCUGAGGCAGAUGAAACAGCUGAUCAAGGGAUACUCCCACUCCAUAGAGGACACCCAUGUCCAGGUGGGACAGGUAGGUCACCCAGGCACUGACCCAGGCCAGGAGAGUCUGUCUGGAGGGAUUUAACUGACCUCUCUGAGGGGUUGUCUCCUGCUACAGUCAAACUGAACCACAGUCAAAUUUCACACACAGAGCACAUCCACAACACACACUCCAGUCCAAACCCCUCUCUCUUCUCUUUCUCUUGAGCUGCUCUCUGACUGCAUUGAGCCCCUCUCUCCUCUGUUCAGGUCCAUGAGGAGUUCAAACAGAACGUGGAGAACAUCGGCAUAGAUAACCUCAUCCAGAAGUUUGCAGAGCAGAAGGGCACAGGCAAGGACAGACCAGGUAUACCACACAGACACCAUAAACAGAUGGUUUGAUCCCAGCAUGGGCACGAUUAGUCCUCACUGUGGUGUGUCCCUAUGUGUGGCAGCCCUGGUGGGGUUUGAGGAGUACAUGACAGCUUUAGUACCGGAGGGGAGUAAGAAGAGUCGAGGAAAAGCCUUCAGGAUUCCUGGACUGGGCAAGAGGGACAAAGAGCCAGACUCAACGUGAGCACACACACACAGACGUGCGCGUACAACACAGGCAGACAGAAACCCAGCUAUUUUUACCAAGCAGCCAAGAUAAAUGGAAAUUACUGGAGAGAUGUCGUCACACGCACUCAGAUGAUAAAUCCCAAUUACCCUCACUUUCUUUUGUCAGCUCCAUCUGUGAUACUAUCUUGUUACUUCGCUACAUUCACCUUUGUGUUUCUUUUUGCAGGGAUUCGGCUGUGACGGAGACACCAGUGAGUAUAUGCUAAUUCACAGUUGUACACAGUGGCUUAAAAACCAUCAAGUCAAUGGCAGUUCUUCCAUUAUCAGUUCUACAUCCCUGGUGGUGGUGAUUUAAACAGCAUAUCACUGUGCCCCCCUGCCAACUUACUGGCAGACACAUCAAUGCUGUGUGUGUGUGUGUGUGUGUGUGUGUGUGUGUGUGUGUGUGUGUGUGUGUGUGUGUGUGUGUGUGUUGUGGUUUGUGUGUCGAAUUUGUGCGUGUGUAUGAGCAAGGGAGAGUAAUCAUAUGUGUGCCAAUGGCAUGUCUGGCAGCGUUUGGUUACCUUGUCUAGUUUUAUUAUUGUGAGCAGUGGCGGAUAAAGUACCCAAUUGUCAUACUUGAGUAAAAGUAAAUAUACUUUAAUAGAAAAUUACUCAAGUAAAAGUGAGUCACCCAGUAAAAUACUACUUGAGUAAAAGUAUUUGGUUUUAAAUAUACUUAAGUAUCAAAAGUAAAUGUAAUUGCUAAAAUAUACUUAAGUAUCUAAGUCAUUUCAGAUUCCUUAUAUUAAGCAAACAAGACGGCACAAUUUUCUUGAUUUAAUAAAAACAAUUUUACAGAUAGCCAGGGACACAGUCCAACACUCAGACAUAAUUUACAAACAAAGCAUUUGUGUUUAGUGAGUCCGCCAGAUCAGAGGCAGUAAGGAUGACCAGGGAUGUUCUCUUGAUAAGUGUGUGAAUUGGACCAUUUUCUUGUCCUGCUGAGCAUUCAAAAUGUAACGAGUACUUUUUGGGGUCAGGAAAAUGCAUGGAAUAAAAUGUAAAUUAUGUUCUUUAGGAAUGUAGUGAAGUAUUUUUUUUUUUUAAAUAUAUAGAAAUUACAGAUUCCCCCAAAAACGACUUAAGUAGUACUUUAAAGUAUUUAAAGGGGUUUUUGAGGUUGGCUGGAGAUCAGUGGGCUGCCAGGACUGUUUUAACAGACAAGUGUCACAUAUGAGGAGGAGGAGGAGGGGUGGGUUGUAUAGAGCAAACAGAGAUCUUAUUAUAUAAGAACCUACUGGGCCCCUCAAACCACCAUUUAACCAGGUCCUAGUUUUCACACAUUGCUCCUAAAGCUAUCUAACACUCCUGAUGAUAACAUCACAGGGUUAAGGGUUGUUAUGGUACUUUAAGCAUAUCAAACACUUGGAGAAAGUGUUUGUUUGUAUCUAACAUGGGUAUUCUCUAUUCUGCACACAGAACUCUCCCCUGGAGGUGGAUGAGGAGGGGUUUGUCAUCCGAGCAGACGUCAAUCAGAAUGAUAUCCUUUGCAGUGACAAUGACUAUCAGACGAGAGGCUAUCUCUACUGUAUUGUAGUAAUAAUACCUUGGACAGACCUCUUUAUCUUCAUAAUGAAAACAAGGCUUCCUGCCACUGUGUAAGAGAGUAUUCUAGAUGGUCUCCUAUGAGAUGAGUAGAACAUUAAGUCUCCCUGCCCCCUGAGAGACAUUUAAAUGGACUGAAAUGCUCUCUGUCUGACCCUAGUCCAGCUCCAUUCCAUUAUCAGUGAAUGAGGCUGGACAAUGGAAACCCUGACACUCCCAAAGUUGUCCAAGGCAUUAACCUCUUCCCUGUCCAUUUUAGUCAGUCCACUGUCCACCCUCAGUCACAUCACUUUUUCUUGACUCUGUCUGCACGCUGCUCGACGGAGGACAAGGAGGACAACUUCUACUCCAGCGACUCUGACUUUGAUGAUGAGGAGCCCAAGAAGUUCCACGUCCAGAUCCGUCCGGUGGGCAGCAGCAGCUGCAGCAACUCUGCUGCUACAGAGAUGGAGCUAAAGGCCACCGUGGGGGCACUCACACUGCCCCCCAACAGAGGGGUACGACGGGGAGAGAGAAGGGGAAAGGGGGAGGUUUAACCCAACCCCUCUGAACCAGAGAGGUGCGGGGGGCUGCCUUAAUCGACAUCCAUGUCAUCAACGCCCGGAGAACAGUGGGUUAACUGCCUUGCUCAGCGGCAGGAUGACCGAUUUUUACCUUGUCAGCUCGGGGAUUCAAUCCAGCAAACUUUCGGUUACUGGCCCAACGCUCCUACCCGCCAGGCUACCUGCCACCCCUAGGGGGAAGGAGUGGGUACAGGACCAGAGGGGAGGCAUGGGAUGAAAUGUGUUGUGGAUUUUCACAUGGUGUGGGAUCAAAAGUCUAAGAUUUAUGAAAAAGAUAAGCUCAGAAAUGUUUAUCUGUUUAUUAUGCCAUGUUUGUUUUUCCUGCUAUUACCUCUCCAUGUUGGUGCAAUAACAGCAGGAUGUAAACAUUCUAAGUUGUUUAGAUAUUGCCAGACAGUGUAAUUAACAACUCUGCUCUCUCUCAUUCCAGGUGUCAAUCAAACGACAUCUCUCCAGUAAGUUCCAUUAAAACCGGCUUCUUGUUAAAAAUAUCUGUAUCUGUUUGUCUCUGUCUGUAUGUUUUACGCAUUUCUCUGUGUGUGUGUUGUCCUCUGACUCCUCUUGACCUCUCUCCACAGGAAACAGCAGUACUACAGUACGUUCAGAGGGGGAGGGAGAGGGCGCCACCCACAGGGGUAAGUAGUUAGCACUCUCACUCUCCACUGUUUCUGCAGCAUCAGCAGUCCACUCUCCACUGCCCUGACCCUUACCAUGUACUUUAUAAUUUCACCGUAUUCUAUCAGUGUUAAAAGGUCAUAAACAUCUGUUUCAUAUGGUAUUCAUGCACAAGGAUACUAUUACUCUAUCUUUAAGGUUACUACCAGUCUGAAGUGAUGUUGUGAAUGGGAUUUACUGUAUUGCUUCUGGAUAGGCUUAACAGUGCAUAUCCAUCUGGUGAUGCAUCGUCAAGGUUGCUGACAUUGGCUGAAUGACACUGUCUAUUUGUCACACUUCGGUCUGUGUGGCACAUGAUUUAUUAGUGAGGGAUAAGCAGCCUGUGAUGCUACAGUAGGAGGCUAUUUGUGGAGGAGAUGGGAUAAAGCAGGGGAAAUGAGCAGGCAGGAUUAAUGAUGAGUGCCUUGAUUAAAACAGUAGCAUAAAGCGCUGGGCUGAUGUUGCUUAGAGAAGCCAGGCUAAUGGCUGGUAUUUAUCUUUAUGGAAGGUAAUGGGUAUUCCCUUACAGCUGCCCACCAUCAGCACUCUAGCUAAUCACAUCUCCCCCUGAUUGGGGACCAGUCACAAAUUAAAUUUCACUAACUGUGUGUGUACUUUGCAGAGGGAGAGCAGGACGGCCUACGCAGAUCCACCUCCAGUCCAGAUCACAGUAGGUGAGUGAAUGUCAGUCACACUCCACUCCUCCCCUCUCUCCUCCCUCUGAAGUACAUAGCUGUAGCAGGGAGAUGGAGAGAUGCUGUGGGAGAGGAACCCAGCAGGAGAUCUGAUGAUAGUACUGCAUCACCUGACAUUAUCUCUGGCUGUGCUUUUUGUUCGCUCCUGGUAACGUAUUAUCUCCCUCUCUCCUUCCCUCACUGUCUCUUUCCCUCUCUCAUUCCAUCUGUCUCUCACCCACCCUCUAGGUUGAGUUCUACUGCGUCAGGCUCGGACAGUCUCUUUGGACCUCCUCUGGAGUCGGCCUUCAAGUCAAAAAGCUUUGCUGGUAGAGAUCAGCUACAGAGAGCAGAGAGUGCAUUUGGUGCAUCUGAAUGUAAAUACGGUUUAAAGUAUUAUGAUGUAUGAUUGAUAGGGACAGAAGUUUUUCCAGUCAGUAAAAACUCCUGAUCCUAUAUAUGCAUGUAUGAUACAUACUGUUUUAGAUAGUAGAAUGAUCGUCUCUCCUUGUUCCCUCCAGAUGCUGCCUUCUCCUCUGACUCCUCCUCUCCUGAGAACGUUGAGGACUCAGGGCUGGACUCACCUUCCCAUCAGCCCCUGGACCCCUCCCCUGAGCCGGCUGGUUGGGCAGCGUGGCCGUCAGCAGGUCAGAAUAAAGAACCAGCAGGACUGGGCAGGCCAGAAGACCCCUUCCUCACUGUCUUUAGAGACCCUUCCCCGGGACGCAGCCCCCACCCCCAGGAUGACCCUGCCAGUAUCUGGGCAGCUGCUCCACGAUCCCCCCGCCCCCCUCCAGACAUGGACCCCUCAGCCCUCUGCUUCCCAGCCUUUUCCCAGUCCCUGGCCCCUCCAGAGCUGGAGCCGGCCCUGUGGAGCUGUAAACACAUCCCUCCUGAGGACCCCUUCCUGGUCGCCUUCGAGAGGACCGUCAUCCAGGAGACCCUGCCCCCCCCUGACGCCUGGGCCCCCCCACGCCCGCGGCCCUCCAGAGACGGAAGGGGGAUAGAGGUACAGGGCGAGCCCUUCUCCGGCUCCCUUAGUGACAGUAAAACCCUCCCCGCCCCCUCCUCCUGCUCUCGCAAGGAUAGGGACAGGAAACGAGACCGUAGUGCCCCGCCCCCAGAAUCACCUGACGACCCAUUCGCUAUCACUAUGAUUGGCAGCCCCACCCACCAGUCAGCCCUAGCUGCUGCGACAGGAGUCCUGACCCACAUCGGCAGCAGUAGUAGGCUGACCCCCAACUCCAACUCCCUCCCCUUAUCCCAUCCUAAGAAGGAGCUGGUCCACUGGAACUCUGUCCACAACCCCUUCAGUGAGGGGACCUCGGCUGGGUCUCUGGCCCUGGGUGGACUGGUCCAGGAGGGAGGGAGGAAGCAGCGCGAGUCACGCAGCGAAAGCGAGCCACGCAGGAGCGGCCUGCCUCUCACACGGCAUUCUGGGCCACAGGAGGACCUGUGCUUUUCUACUGAUAAAGACCAGAACUGUCUGGACCUGAACACACCACAGCCGCCCUGCAACCUGGGCUCACACAAGGGUAUGACUGUUGAACACUACAUUACUGGGCUCAGAUGUCUAUGCGCUAGCUAUCUUUUGAGAUUGUACAACUAUGUUUCACUCUAUUCAAAACUCCACGCUGUCUAUUACAGGUUGUAAUAUUGGUAAUAUUCCUCCAGGUUCGAAGCAUAGCUUCAGGCAGGACAGUGCAGAGCUGCUGGUGGCAGCCCCUCCCAGACCAGCCAGAGCCAAGAGGUCCUCAGGCAGACUGAGUGGCUGUGAGAGAGUGAGUGUCUUCAGGAAAAUCAACCUGACUACAGAAGCUCUGGUCUGGUCUCACUCCCAGACCUGUGAAUUUUACAGCUAUAAGCCUGUAGACUACUUAAUGAAACCUGUUUCCUGUGUGUCUUCAGUCCAGGUCAGUGUGCUCGUCUCCUCAGCCGGACCCCAGCCCAGACCUCACCUCGUCGUCCUCCUCCAGCCCCAGUGAGUGGGGGGCCCAGACCCGCGCCCCCAGCCCUGCCAGAGGUGGGCAGCCCUCACCCCUCUCACACCUGCACCAAGACCAUGCGUGCCUACACAGUUAGUCUGAACACAACCCUUUUCAUACCAGUUUUUUUAAAGAUACUCAAUAGCAUAAAGCGCUUAUGAAUAAGGACAUUGUGCCUUGAACUUGUCAUAGACAUAGCUAUUCUUCCCACAGUGCAUCUGUCUCGGGGUCCGAGCCCGAUCUCCCUGAGCACCCAGGAGUCCUGGCCUGUGGCUGCAGCUAUCACAGAAUACAUCAAUGCUUACUUCAAAGGUGGACAGCAUAACCGGUCAGUAUACAUAAGCCGUCUGUACACCAGAUCCAAUGUUAUAAACCUUUUAUACACAGGCCUGCUGAAAGCUGAGUGUGCGCGUUUCUCUUCUCUCUUCUCCAGCUGUCUGGUGAAGAUCACAGGAGAUCUCACCAUGUCUUUUCCUGCUGGAAUCACUCGUAUAUUCACUGCUAACCCCAACGCCCCGGUCCUCAGCUUUCGAUUGGUCAACAUCUCCCGGGUUAACCACUUUCUGCCCAAUCAGAAGCUGCUUUACAGGUAGAUUAAUAUGGGCUAUGGGAUUGGUUGUGAGGUUAUGAUGUAUAGACAGGUUGCGUGACAACGUCACACAAAUUAUCUGCGCACAUCGCAGGGGUAGAAGGCUGUGUGUCGUUAUGAUUCUGAAUGAUCCGAUAGCUAGUAACAAUGACAAGAAGCUGCCAUGUGGGGAAUCAUAGGGGGCUUGUUUCAGCUAGUUUUAUCUGGUUCUUGAUACCAUGUUUUGUUUUUAGGUGUUUUGACUUAAACCACGUCUAUGACAAUACGGCUAAAAUUCGCCCCCGAAGAUGCACACGCAUUGGUUUUGUUGCUAAACAACACACCCGUCUACAGAUUGCUGAAAUGGUAGGAUAUAUCUCAUUCUCCUGAGUGUGUUCUACUCCACAGUGACCCCUCUCAGAGUGACCCAGACACCAGGGACUUCUGGUUCAACAUGCAGGCACUGUACCUUUACCUGCAGAGAGAGGCGGAGCUCAACCCCCAGGCGUCCUACUAUAACGUGGCCCUACUCAAGUACCAGGUGAGUGAGUGAUGAAGUACAGUGUUACUCUCUUACCCUCUGUCAUCUGAAGUUACACACAAGUAUUUUUCAAGAUACAUAUUUUCCUCUGUCUUCCAAAUGACAGCAUUGUCCCAACAUCAACAACCUUUUCUCCUUUCUUCCCUCUCUCCCUCCCGCCCCUCUCAGGUGUCGUCCCAGGACCCUGGUCGUGCUCCCCUCCUGCUGUCAGCAGAGUGUCAGCGUAGUGGCACAGUGACCCGUGUGUCACUGGACUACCACUGCUGCCCUGCCACCGCCCCCUCCACCCAGCUCACUGCUGUGCAGGUGCUGCUGCCCCUCGACCACACCGCCACAGACCUGCAGUGCCAGCCCCCAGCCUCCUGGUGAGUGGGGAUGGAAGCAUGGUAGUGGGAUUGAAAGGGUGAUAUAAGGUGGGCGGAGGAUGGAAGGUGGGCCGAGGGAUAGAGGGAUAGUGACAGUAGGAGAAAGGACGGAUUGAAGGUCAGCGAGAGGGUGAGGACAGACUGGGAAAGAGAGAGGAGUGGGAACUGGGUUGGCCCCACUGACCCUCUAUUGUCUGCCUUCACAGGAAUGCUGAGGAACGACAGCUACUGUGGAAACUACCCAACCUCUCCCCCACCAACCACAGCAAAGGUUACUGACCUGUCUCUGUCUUUCUGUCUGGCCGUCAGUCUGUCUACAAUACAUCCGCACCCAUCUCACUCAGUGGCCACAUAUCGGUCAUAUUCUAGCUAUAUAAAUUAUAGGUAAGGAAAUAUAAAUGCAGUAUAAUGUUCUUUAUUCCAAGUCUGGCCCUUGACAACAUAAUCGCAUUGAGUGCCACCCUCUUCUCUAUUUUAAUAUGCAGCCUUUAUGAAGGUAUCAUUAUCUUAAAUAUUAAGAUUAGCAUAUGAAAGCUGAGCCUGUGAGUGGAAGAUGGGUCAGUGCUGGUGAUAAGAUAAGGGAGAAUUGGCAGGGAUGAUUAUUACAAAAAACAUUUUAGUCAUUAAGCAGACACAGUUAUCCAGAGCGACUUACAAUUAGUGCAUUCAUCUUAAAAUGGUUAGGUGAGACAAGACAUCACAAUCGUAUAAAGUAGAUUUUCCCUCAAAGUAUUUAUCAGCAGUCAGUGCUAGUGGGAAAAGACAAGAGCCUUUUUUUCUUUUUUUAUAACAAGCCAGUGUUAUUAACUUGCUCCUGUUAGUGUAGGGGAACUGAAGAAUGUGUCAAUUGUUGGUUGUUCCAGGCUCUGGCACUCUGUGUGCCAGCUGGCAGUGCCUGGAGGUUCCUCGCGGACCUCCCCCCAGCCUGGCAGUCCAGUUUGUGGGCUCCGGGGCCUCUCUGUCGGGCAUGGACGUGGAGCUGGUGGGCAGCCGCUACCGUAUGUCCCUGGUCAAGAAGAGAUUUGCCACAGGUAUAGUACAGUAACAUCAUAUGUUAUUAGGCCUGGCCAAUAAGAUAGUGUGUGGGCCUUGGAGUUUCACAAAAGGUUAUAUGAAAAAAAAGUUAAUGGGUUUCACCACAUAUGUUUGUGUCUCCUUGGCAGGGAAGUACAUGGCAGGCUGCUCCUUGUGA